AUGUCGCCCCUGGCGCUUGCCAGGUUUUGGUGGCUGCGGGUUGCCGUCUCACGAUUGCUUCAACAGACUAUCGGCGGCGAGCGGCUAGUCCAACAGCACAAUGUCGUGGCCGCGCCACACACCCAUCCAGUAUCUGUGGCGCGCCAAGCGAGCGGCGCGUCUUCCUCCGGUGACGCCUCUCGCUCAACUUGCGUUGCACAUGUGGCAACGCGGCUGCUCCGACAUGACAAUCGCACCCGCUCGCUGCACCUAUGGAAGCGGAGAAGGGGCCUCGUUGAUGUCCGGCAGAUGCAAAGACAGGCCCUCGCUCUCGGCGAGUCCUUCGCCUAG
This is a messenger RNA of Purpureocillium takamizusanense, 330 nucleotides long. RefSeq lists its product as uncharacterized. Lineage: Eukaryota; Fungi; Ascomycota; Sordariomycetes; Hypocreales; Ophiocordycipitaceae. Bases 1 to 330 code for a protein of 109 amino acids. The record is from RefSeq and is a predicted model, not a curated record. The transcript has a single exon.